This is a messenger RNA of Vollenhovia emeryi, 7499 nucleotides long. RefSeq names its product adenylate cyclase type 6. Bases 1997 to 5647 code for a protein of 1216 amino acids. The transcript has 23 exons. Gene Ontology annotation, molecular function: adenylate cyclase activity. Lineage: Eukaryota; Metazoa; Arthropoda; Insecta; Hymenoptera; Formicidae. The record is from RefSeq and is a predicted model, not a curated record. Gene Ontology annotation, biological process: intracellular signal transduction; cAMP biosynthetic process; adenylate cyclase-inhibiting G protein-coupled receptor signaling pathway. Gene Ontology annotation, cellular component: plasma membrane.
CGCGCGACAUCCGUGUGAGGCGUAUCGUACGCGUUCUGCACCGGCAGGCCGGUCGAUCGAACCGGUCGACGAACCCUCGACGCGAACGCUCCGCGAGAUCGCUCGUUCCGUCAUUCCGUAGCCGAGGACUCGGUGGUCCCGUCAGUUUUUCGCCGAUCCCGGAGGGAGCGCGAUCGAGAACGAUCGUCGAUCGAACAAAGUGCGAUUUAUCUCUCUCGGUCGCAGUGCAUCUUACUUUUAAAGAGUGCACCGCGAAUAUUGGCGAGAAUCGCGGCGGGCGAUCGACUUCCGGAAGUGAGUCCUCUUGAGGGAGUGAUCGAGGGAGACGGUCGCUCGAUCUCUAUCGGAUGCGGGAAUUCGUUCAAAAGCUACCGUUCGAAGUCUCGAUUAAUCGUAACGUCGACUUAGAUCAAUCCUCGGAUCAGGAGGAAAAGGAUUGCCAUCCGGAAAAGUAGAGAGAGAGAGAGACCUCGGUUAGUUGAGAAUCUCUCGAUCGGUCUUAGGCUAUCGCGAGCUUAAGACAAUAAUCGUGAGACGGUGGCACGCACAUCCGUGACUACACAUUAGGGACAUUAAGGGAACGCGUGUUGCGAGCAUUAGGGGCCGAGCAUCGAGAACCCUUCGAAGGGAAUCGAGCGCCGAUAAUCGGGAUCGAUCUCGCAUCGAUUAAAUUCAAAAUCGGGCCAAAGGGAACGCCGGAGCGGAGUCGAGUAGCUGCAUCGAAUUGCACACGAGUUUCAAAUUGCGCAUGAUAUAGUAGUGAAAAAUAGAAUAGAAAUAACGGGAUAAUAAAAGGGAAAUUGGAGAAAAAUUGGAGAGGAGAGCGCGGGACUCUGGACGUAUAAGAAGCAACGCUGCGAGGGUUUUUUCCCCCUUUCAUUCGGCUAAUGUAAACUGGAUUAAUAUUUCACGAUCGCGAUGUCGUAAAUAACGUAAAUUUCAGACGAGGUUCGAGAACCUCGCGCAGAACACAUAUAAUAAAAGGAAAGCAGAGGGAAACCGCCACGGAAAGAUGAAACGGUCCCGGCCGGCUGGUAUCGCACGAAUUAGAACUUCCGGCUACGUCUUAUUGUUAGACGUUAUUUAAUUCCGCGGGGAAACAGAUGGAAGCUGGAAGAUCCCGAAGGUAGCUGAUAACUUCGAGGGUACUCGAAGCGAGACAACAUCAUUCCCGCACAUGCGGAAUCCACGUAUUCCCGCGCACGCGGUAUCCCGAGAUACUCGACCGAGGUGUCUCUCCUACGUUUGAGAAAUUUGUAAUAACAAUACUCGUGGGAUAGAAACGCGAGGCACCGUUUCCCUCCCGGCUACGUAUCCACUGCUCUCGCGAGAUUCGCGGAUAAGGAGAGCGGGUUAAAUGUAAGAACAAUAAACUGGAAGAUAAAACGUUUAACCGCGGAGAAAACGAGACCGGGAAGAAGGAAUUUCUCUAACGAUAUCGCGUACGCUUAGUUGUUCGCUGAUGUGCGAUCGGAAUGGACGACCCAUCUCGCUGAACCCGGGUGAUUUCCACGCAAGGGCGACCGGUCGACGGCAAACGUCGAGUUCGCUGCGAUUUGGAGAAUCCGACUCAUAAACUCCGGCGCGAUUAAAUGCCACUGUCCCGAUGCGUGCAUUGUCGUUGCACUCGAAAUCUACGAGACACUUGGCACGCGAACACUCGAGAGACAAAGACAACGACCUUUGCGGGCUGUUUCGCGCUCGUGGAUUCGAGGGAGCCCGCUAUGCUGUCCGUCACUGCGCUUGAAAAAGCUCGACACACCUCGUGAAAGGCCGAUUCGCCGCCCGAUAAUCGUGGGAUGUUGCCGAGAAGAAUCUGAAGUGUGUGAGAGAGAGAGUAAAAAAGAAGAGAUAAGCCUAUAAUGAUGGAAGACGCGUUGGGGUCCAGCACGAUGCGAGGAGAAACAUGAAAUAACGGACAGCACCGUAUCUCGCUGCCCCGGAGGGCUCCCCAGCGUCUGGAAGCAAAAGACCGGUGGACACGGAGAAACACGGCAUGGAUUUCCCGAAGCGGGAGUGGAGCCACAGGCUCAGUCUUCGUGGCAGCCGACGGGCUCACGAGGGUGAAAUCGGGCACAGAACGAUAACCGGGGCCCCCAGGACCACCAGAAGAUGGGCGAGCCUCAGGCAACAUGUGAGCAGUAGCCAUGACGGCGGUAAACCCCGCGUUGAGCUGCUGUUCAAUACAUCGGGUUCCAAACCCUCCACGCCGUCCUCGCAACCGCACACCCCUAAUACACCGAAAACGCCGCACACCCCGCCCAUCAAGAAGUCCAAUUGGGAGGUCAUCGAGCAUUUCACCGGCGCGCCGCGUCCCUCCAUCAUCACGGUGGCUAGAGGAUCGGAGGUCGGCGUGGCACCGACAACUGGAAGGGAGUCUAUGACGGAAGCUGCAACGAACACAGGAAUCACACAGCACACGCGGAAAUGCGCUCUGAGCAGAUUCCUGAGCUCGCUCUGUGGCUCUCAUCAUUUCAAAAACCUGCAGGUUGAAAUGCUGUACCAGCGCUACUUUCUACGUAUGAAUCAAAGCAACAUGACACACGUGCUCGGUCUACUGGUCGGCUUGGCGCUCGCAUUGGGCCUACUACUUAUCGUGAAGUUAAUGCUGAUGAUCGACAAUCAGCCGCUCUUCACGCUGCUACAGAAACCUGAAAAUCUUUCCCUCGCGAUCACCUUGGUGACCUGCAUCGCUGUUUACGCCGCUUUGGUGGCAGCCAUCUCCAGGCCGGGUAUGAAUGAGAUAUGGCUGGCGGGUGUUAGUGGAGCGGUCCUAGUCACCCUGUUGGCCCUACAGGUGACCCUGAGCAUUCAUUUGUCGCGACAGCACGAAGCGCGCGAGAAUACCGGCGAUACGUCAUUCUCCUCUAAGUCGAAGGACUUGCGGACCGGGGGGCCCCUCGCCGCCGCCUUGACGGCCUGCUUUUUCAUCUAUAUGGCCUACGCUCUAUUGCCGAUCAGACUCAGGCAUGCCUGCAUCGCCGGGGUUGUCUUCUCGGCCGCUCAUCUCAUCGGAGCCUUCCUGCUCUACCAGCAGUAUCCUUCCAUAAUGGCACACUUGCUGAGCUCGAUCGUGGUAGUCGGCGGGACGAACGUAGCUGGCGCACUGACACAUCACCCACGGGAAUUGGCGCAAAGACAAGCGUUCCUUGAAACUCGACAAUGUGUCGAAGCACGUUUGACCACGCAGCGAGAGAAUCAGCAACAGGAGAGGCUUUUGCUCAGCGUAUUACCAAGGCACGUCGCCAUGGAGAUGAAAGCCGAUAUAGCGGGAAAGCCGAAGGACACGAUGUUUCACAAAAUUUAUAUUCAAAGACAUGAGAACGUCAGCAUUUUGUUCGCCGAUAUCUGUGGAUUUACCUCGCUCUCCGAUCAAUGCACUGCCGAAGAGCUCGUCAGAUUGCUCAACGAACUUUUUGCACGGUUCGACAGGCUAGCCGCUGAGCACCACUGCCUCAGGAUAAAGCUCCUCGGAGACUGUUACUAUUGCGUUUCCGGACUUCCGGAGCCACGGCCCGAUCACGCUCACUGUUGCGUAGAAAUGGGAUUGGACAUGAUCGAUGCAAUAACAUUGGUUCGCGAAGUAAUGGCCGUGAACGUGAAUAUGAGAGUCGGUAUCCAUACGGGCCGGGUUCACUGCGGGGUUCUCGGUCUGAGAAAAUGGCAGUUUGAUGUUUGGAGCAACGACGUGACCCUAGCCAAUUACAUGGAGAGCGGAGGCAUACCCGGGCGUGUGCACAUCACAAAAGAGACUCUGGAUUGCUUGGGCGGGUAUUAUGAAGUCGAGGAAGGCCGCGGGGGUGAGAGGAACGCGUACUUAAAGGACCAUAACAUCAGAACCUACUUGAUUGUCCCGGGAGACACAUUUAAGGAUAACAUAACUAGUUCUGGGAUGCGAAAAACCUUCCCGGCGAAUGGUAAUGUGUCCAAAGAGAUGAGAGUUAUGGGCCACGGUUCGCAACAUGGAAAACACACUAAAUUAGGCUUCGGUGAAACCAUUGAGUGCGAUAAGGAUCCCGAAGAUGAAGUGAACGAAUACUUGAUGAGAGCGAUCGAUGCUAGAAGCAUAGAUCGAUUGAGAGCGGAGCAUUGUACGCCGUUUAUAUUGACAUUUCAAAGACCAGAUGUUGAAGAAAAGUACUCGCGCGAGAGGGACAGGAUGCUCUCGGCUUAUUUUGUGUGCUCCGGUUUCGUCUACAUGGUCGUUGUGGUCGCAAUAGCCAUCACCCUCGCCGGGAGCAUAUACUUCUACAUCUGCACGGCGAUUAGCAUACUGGUGAUAGCCCUGGUCAAUGGCAUUUUAUUGGCGGAAAAGAACGAGAGGGUGCCAGAAUGGGUGAGAAGCAUGGCGUUACAGAUCUUCGAGAAUCGCAUCAUCGCGCAGAGUAUCGCGUCUAUCGUCGUGUUUCUCACGUUCAUCACGGUAUUAUCACCGCUGAUUACGCUGACCGGAAGUGAGGCUUGCGACAACAAUAACACGUCCACCGACGAGCGGCUGAGAGGGAAUCCCAGCGUAAUGAAAGUACCAACAAAGAGUACCGGCAUCUGUGAUUAUAUUCUUUUCUGCGACUUGUUUCCGGUUCUGGUGAUGCUAGUGAUGGUAACCUGCGCGGUAUAUCAGAUCCUAACGCUAGUCUUUAAAGUAGCCGUACUGAGCAUCGUCGUGGCUUGUUAUCUCGGGGUCAGCAUUUACCAGGCACUAAAUGAGGACAACGUCGAGCCCACUGGAAGAUGGUUGGCGGGUGUACUAGUGGUUUUCUUCAUGGCCUGCCUAGUAGCACACUCCCAGCACACAGAGGCGACCUACAGAUUGGAUUUCCUGUGGAAGUUGCAAGCGACCGAGGAGAAAGAGGAAAUGGAACACUUGAAGGCCUACAACCAGAAAUUGCUCGCGAAUAUACUUCCGGAACACGUGGCCGCCCAUUUUCUGUCCACUGUUAAUUCAGACGAAUUAUACCACGAACAAUGCGACUUUGUGUGCAUCAUGUUCGCCUCGAUACCGAAUUUUUCCGAGUUCUACGUAGAGCUCGAGGCGAAUAACGAGGGCGUGGAAUGCCUCAGGCUUCUCAACGAAAUCAUCGCGGACUUCGACGAGUUACUCGCCGAGGAGCAAUUUAAGUACAUCGAGAAGAUCAAGAGUACGGGCGCUACGUAUAUGGCCGCUUCGGGCCUAACGAAAAGCACCUGCGACAUGCGAGAUUUCAAGCACGUAGUCGCUAUGGCGGAUUACGCCCUACGAAUCCGCGAGCAGCUGGCCUAUGUCAAUGAACACAGCUUUAAUAACUUCCGUAUGCGCGUGGGCAUCAACAUCGGACCGGUGGUCGCCGGCGUGAUCGGUGCCAGGAAGCCACAGUACGACAUCUGGGGCAACGCCGUGAACGUGGCCUCCAGGAUGGAUUCUACUGGCGUAUUAGACGGGAUUCAAGUCACCCAGGAGGUUCACGAUAUUCUGGUCACUAAAGGAUAUCCGCUCACGUGCCGCGGAACGAUCCAAGUCAAAGGGAAGGGCAGUAUGAUAACUUACUUCCUGGACGGGCCGAGGGACAACACGAAGUCUAACCAAAUGGAUAUCAUCAAGACGAAUUCUAACAACAACACCGACCCCGCGGAGAAAACGGUCGUGAACAAUAGCGGCGGGGCUGUCUGAUUGGUGGGAAUGCUCGAGCAAGAAUUCGCGAUGGACGACACGUCAUAUCGGCGAUAGAAAGUAUCAAUUAAUUCUCGCGCUAAGACUUUUUCCAAGUACUCAAGUCCAAAAACGGCAAUAUAAUGUCCAGGGCACGUAUGCGCAAAUUGGAGUCGUCGAGUGCCGUCCGUAAAUCGACCGCUGACGAUCGGGAUAAUUGCGUCACUAGUUUUAAGUCUCAAGGCAAACGAAGCAUAAUCGACAUUCGCAGGAAUAAUCCCGGCAUUUCGUUGCGGAUUUCGCGUUAAUUACAUCUCUCGUUUGAUCACGUACCGACUUUUAAAUUGAACGGCCAGAUAAAAUUGACAGUUCAUGGCAAAUAUAAUUGGAAAAUGCUGAAUAUGAAAAUUUUUGGAACAGCAUAAUGCCUCAGAAACGCAUGAGAAACGCUAAUUAAACAACGUUGAUUAACACAGCGAGAAAAAUGUACUAGCAUAUUGAUCGCAAUUACUUUUGUAAGUGAUAUGAAAAGAACAUUCUUACUGAUAUAUUCGAGUCUUUCGCUGAGAAUGUAAACUUACCGAGAUUACUAUUGUACAAGUUUAGUAAUUGCAAUCGUUGGCCAAAUUCGAGUUAAAUGUGCACCGAAAUGCCGGAUAGUAGCGAAAUAUGAGGGCGGAGCGACAACUCGUCCUCCUGUACAUUCGUCGUACUUAAGCUGUUCUUGAACAACGCCUACAAUGUAUGUGAUUAUGUGUUAGAAGUCUUCAGUUCUCUCGAAUGCUAAUUAACGAUGGGUUAGACGAUGGUUGCAUUUACGGUAAUCGAUGUUUGAACAGGACGGCCAGAAACGGUAAAUAUCGUAAACGAUUUCUUUCGAGGAUGAGCAGAUGUACUAAUUAAUUGAAGUAUUACGUAGCAACAAGUGUCAAUUUAUGCUAUAAGCUUAAAUGUACGCACAAUUAUUUCAUAAAACAAGGUAGCUAAAAUUCCUUAUAAUUCUACAUUCAAUCGCGUUUCCAAAAAUUCUUUCGUAUGUCGUUACGUUAUAGUUUAUUAUAUUACGCUAAUAUAUCCAAAAUUAGAUUUUUUAAAUAUUUUAAAUAGGUAAAUACUUCUCAUAACUUGAUAAUGUGCUUUGACAAAAAUAAUUUGUAAAAUAGAAACUAACGUAUUUAUUCUCAUGACAAUAAGAACGCCAACAUCCUCGAAGAAAUAGAUACAUUUCGCAACAAAUGUGCAAUAUUAAUUUAAAAAACUCGGGCCAAUAAUGUGUCAAGUCAUAUGUAGCAAUUAAAAGUAGCAUCACAAAUAAUUUAUAAUUUCAUCAAAUAUUAUUCGGAAAAAGAAAAUCUCAUUUUACCUUUUGACUCAGUAUAUUCUUGAUCCGAAAUUUUCAGCAUGUCAUUUGUAGAUAGCAGCUUGAUUAUUUUUAAUAAUUACGAAUUAAUUGCGAUGCUAAUUUUUCUCGCGACGUGUCCAACGAGUUGGACAUUUUCUAGUCAAUAUGAAGAGAGAAGACUCCCAUGAAUAUAUAUCUAACCAGAAGCAAAUCGAAAAAGGUUAAGCCUGAUACAACGAAACCGUGGAUGAACGAACUUUAUAUGUAUAGACAGUUUGCGUUAACAAGAAGGGGACCACGGCGAGUUAAUUAAUAUAUUCUAGACUCAACGAUUGAAUUGUAGCCGCUUCUAAGGAUGUGAAAAAAAUCGUUGUCUUAUUUUAUAUUCUCGUCUGCUCUUUGUAAUUAUAAAAGUCGAUAUUUUAAGAAAACAAAACACAUUCUCAAUCAUUUCCCCAUAAUUCAAUAGAAAAUUAUUUCUUGAAAAAAAAUCGGUAAAAGUUAAUAUUUCAUAUUUUAAUAAACAUGAAA